Molecule: messenger RNA, 1961 nt
Organism: Syngnathus typhle (broad-nosed pipefish)
Lineage: Eukaryota; Metazoa; Chordata; Actinopteri; Syngnathiformes; Syngnathidae
Gene: bmp4
Product: bone morphogenetic protein 4
Exons: 4
Coding region: 438-1652 (404 amino acids)
Biological process (GO): SMAD protein signal transduction; negative regulation of transcription by RNA polymerase II; negative regulation of apoptotic process
Cellular component (GO): extracellular region
Molecular function (GO): BMP receptor binding; cytokine activity; growth factor activity
Source: RefSeq, a predicted model, not a curated record
AAAGUGCACGGGGUUCGGGAUGCUGGCUCAUUUCGGACACGUCCCUCCUGCGCACCGCCUCGUUUUUUCUCUCACUCUAUUUCUCGUUGUGCUUCCCACCCCGCAUCCAUCGGCGCCGACUGACGCGCUCGGAGCCUCUCGCUCACGCCGUUGCGCCCCUGGGGACACCUUGGAAGGGAUUUAAUGAGCCCCGAAGACGCCCGAUUUCCCUUUAAGGCUCGGUUUUUAUAACCUCACUCUUGGACUUUAUGACUGUAUCACGUCAAUCUUGAUACUUGCUUGUUUGGACCUGGACCAUUUACUGAUGGAACAGGCUCACUCCUACGUUCUCCUGCAUCCGCCCAACGCAACCUAACAUUUCCUGGAAGAACGUGCCCGCCGCCUGCUCCCAACAAACAUGGACUGUUUUCCCAUGCUUUAUUUUGUGUCGAGACAUCAUGAUUCCUGGUAAUCGAAUGCUGAUGGUCAUUUUCAUAUGCCAAGUCCUGCUGGGAGAGAGCAACCAUGCCAGUCUGAUACCAGAAGAAGGAAAAAAGAAAGUGCCGGGCCUGCAGGGUCGUUGGGACGCUCAGAGCCAUGAACUGCUGCGGGACUUUGAGGCCACCCUGCUGCACAUGUUCGGCCUCAAGAAGCGACCCCGGCCCAGCCGCUCGCCCGCCGCCGUGCCGCGCUACAUGCUGGACCUCUAUCGGCUGCAAUCCGGCGAGGGAGACGAGUCGGGGGGCGAAAUCGCCUUCGAGUACCCGGAAAGGUCGGCGAGCCGAGCCAACACUGUGAGGGGAUUCCACCAUGAAGAGCACAUGGAGAGAGUGCACGAGUUGGGCGAGAGUGAGGCCACGCCCCUCCGUUUCCUGUUCAACCUCAGCAGCAUUCCAGAGGACGAGCUGCUCUCCUCGGCCGAACUGCGCCUCUACCGACAGCAGAUAGCCGAGGCGGGCGGCGACAACAACAACAACAACAAAACGGGCCUCCACCGGAUCAACGUGUACGAGGUGCUGAAGGCCCCGCGGCCCGGCCAGCUCAUCACGCAGCUUCUGGACACGCGGCUGGUACGACACAACGCGUCGCGCUGGGAGAGCUUCGACGUCAGCCCCGCCGUGCUGCGCUGGACUCGCGAGCGCCGCCCCAACCACGGCUUGGCCGUGGAGGUCCUGCACCUGGACCGGACGCCACGCCGUCGGGGCGAGCACGUCCGGGUCAGUCGCUCGCUCCACCAGGAGCCCGGCGAGGACUGGGAGCAGCUGCGCCCCCUCUUGGUGACGUUCGGCCAUGACGGCAAAGGUCACCCGUUGACCAAGCGGACCAAGCGCAGCCCAAAGCAGCGGGGACGCAAACGCAACCGUAACUGCCGGCGCCACGCGCUCUACGUCGAUUUCAGCGACGUGGGUUGGAAUGACUGGAUAGUGGCGCCCCCUGGCUACCAGGCCUACUACUGCCACGGGGAAUGCCCUUUCCCGCUGGCAGAUCACCUCAACUCUACCAACCACGCCAUUGUUCAGACACUGGUGAACUCUGUGAACAACAACAUUCCCAAGGCCUGCUGUGUGCCCACGGAGCUCAGCGCCAUCUCCAUGCUCUACUUGGACGAAAACGAUAAAGUGGUGCUGAAAAACUACCAGGAAAUGGUGGUGGAGGGCUGCGGCUGCCGCUAAAGUGCGAGCUAACCCGGACUCGGACAAAACAACUCGCUACAAAGUCUCGUUAAAAAAAAAAAAAAAAUCACUUGGACAAUUAUUUAUAACUUUUACGUUGAGGUGUAUGUUUGUCUCACUCUUUUUUUGUUCCUUUGAUAACAUGAUCAUAUAUUUUGACAAAAUAUAUAUAUAUUUAUAUCGACAUAUAAAAAAAAUAAAUUGAGUCCUUAUUUUAAACAUGGGGAAAAAAAGCUGUACAACUUUUCAUCAUGUACAUUAGAUUGUAUACGUUUUUUAUUGAUAAAAUAGUAAAGAUGGAAAAAAGAA